Messenger RNA from Purpureocillium takamizusanense, 708 nucleotides. RefSeq lists its product as uncharacterized. The record is from RefSeq and is a predicted model, not a curated record. The transcript has a single exon. NCBI's taxonomy places the organism in Eukaryota, Fungi, Ascomycota, Sordariomycetes, Hypocreales, Ophiocordycipitaceae. Bases 1 to 708 code for a protein of 235 amino acids.
AUGCUUGGAAACCUUGCCCUUGCAGCUGCGACCCUGGCGGCCACUGCCACGGCUCUGCCUACAUAUCAAGUCUUUUCCCGAGAGGUGGCGGACCGCUAUGUCUUCUACAGCGGCGACGGCUCCACGGGUGCCGGAUGGCCCGCGGAGUCUGCCUGGGGCAGCUUUGACGAGCUCUGGGGCGCCAAUGAGCCCGUGAUGGAGAAGUCGUGCGGCUGGAACGACUGGGGCGCAGACAACUCGGCAACGGAGAUUGGCGACAUCAAGAGCACGAUCCAGCAGGUUGCGAGCUCGACUGGCGUGGACCCGCGCUUCGUCCUCGCCGUCGUGAUGCAGGAGAGCAAGGGCUGCGUGCGGGCGCCGACGACCGACAACGGGGUGCGCAACCCUGGCCUCAUGCAGUCGCACAACGGCCAGGGGAGCUGCGCGGGCGUGAACCCCUGCCCGGCCGAGCAGAUCACGCUGAUGAUCCAGGACGGUGUCGCGGGCACCUCCUCGGGAGACGGCCUGCAGCAGACGCUGGCGCAGGCCAGCGGCGCGACGGGCGGCAGCGGCAGCCGCUCGUUCUACGCGGCCGCGCGCCUCUACAACAGCGGCUCCGCCGACUACGGCAACCUCAACAACGGGCUCGGCAGCACGCCCUGCUAUGCGACGGACGUGGCGAACCGCCUCAUGGGGUGGACGCUCGCCGCCAGCAAUUGCCAGGCUUGA